Molecule: messenger RNA, 350 nt
Organism: Plectropomus leopardus (leopard coralgrouper)
Lineage: Eukaryota; Metazoa; Chordata; Actinopteri; Perciformes; Serranidae
Source: RefSeq, a predicted model, not a curated record
AGCGUGUUGUUGUUUUCGCCUUCAGGUUCGUGGAGUCCCAGAACAAACCAUCCACUGACCCGCUGGUGUUGUGGUUGAACGGCGGCCCUGGCUGCAGCUCUCUGGAUGGACUGCUCACAGAGCACGGACCCUUCCUGAUCCAGGAUGACGGAGUGACGCUGCAGUACAACGAGUACUCCUGGAACAAGAUCGCCAACAUGUUGUACCUGGAGUCUCCAGCAGGGGUCGGCUUCUCAUACUCUGACGACGGGAACUACAUCACCAACGACACAGAGGUCAGUGACCCCAAAUUUGGCCCCUGACAGGGUCCCUGGUGGCCCUCAAAACCAUUUUCUAAUUGACAAUAAAAA